Molecule: messenger RNA, 1218 nt
Organism: Cladophialophora immunda
Lineage: Eukaryota; Fungi; Ascomycota; Eurotiomycetes; Chaetothyriales; Herpotrichiellaceae
Exons: 3
Coding region: 1-1125 (374 amino acids)
Source: RefSeq, a predicted model, not a curated record
AUGCUCUUCAAGACAACUGCACUUGCCACACUACUUACCGUGGCCCAGGCCCGGUUUAAUCAAGAACAAAUUCCCAUCCCGGCCAUUGCAGCUGUCCAGGGCGGCGCUCCAGGAGUGGCUCAAACCAUUGCUGGUGCUGCUGUAAGCGAUCUCCUGGCAGCAACCAAUGCCUGCGACAAGCUCAAGCGUGGUGACCAAAUCAUCGCCGAGCUCGGUACCGGAGCUGAUGCCAUUGCUGCUGCUAUCGGCAUCGUUGCUGCAGAGAAGAAUUUCAAUCCAUUCGUUCAGUCGAUCCCUACCAUCUGCGAUGACCCGACUCUGCCGGCUACAGAUGUUCUCCGAGGUAUCACGCCUCUGAUUGACCCUGCAGUGGUUGGCUCAGAUAUCGCAAAUGCUUUGUCUGCUAAGACCAAGGUCACUCCACUAGAUGCCACUGGCAAGAGUGUCGCGGACCUGCUCGCUGAGAAUGGAUUCACCAAUUUUACUGGGCAAUCUGCUGCCGGUGCUACAAGUGCCCCUCCAGCUGCAUCCUUGAGUGCUGCUACCGAGGCCUCCAGCACCUCUGGGGCCGCUGCCACUGUGACAGUCAAUGGCUGUGGCACUGUCGACACAUCAGUUGCAACCUCGUCGGCUGCUGAAAUCGCGAUGACCACGACUGCUGAGGUCGCAACCUCUACAACCACUGCCACUGUCGAAACCACGACGGCCGCGGCAGCUACAACAGGCAACGCCACUGAGACUUCGACAGUGAGCGGUGCCGAUUUCGGUCUCUGUGUACCGACCAUGAAGUUCGAAGGUGGACUCGGUGGCCGGCCUGCCACCGAAUUCACUUUCUUGCCUAUCGACCCUCUCUGUGCCCAAGGUCAACAGGAGGCCUUGAAUCCAAAUAUCAUCACCAACCGAAUCUGCGACCAACUCACCAACGUCUGCGAGGCCAAUGACGCAGCGAAGACAUUGUGUCGAAGUGUCCAGGCUCAAAUUGAGGCGCUAGGAACUAGAGACAAGUCGACCGCCGAUACCUGGAACACCAAUCUCGGGUUCCCCGGAACCAUCACGAACCCAGAUGGUGGUCCUGCAGAGCCGCCUGCAAAGAUGAGGGUGGUUCGAUCUUACCGAGACUAUUGAGUCUAUUUGGAGAGAGCAUCGAAAUCUGUACGGGCGUGAUCUUCGUCAAUCUCGCAGUCCCCCCGCUUGUCGUGGGAAUUGCAUCCCCGCAAG